ACACACUCUUGCACUGGCUGGACUGCCUUAAGACCUUCCUCCUGUGUUGUAAAGCCAGCAAGAAAGCAAGGAUUGAACUACUCUGAGCUCUCGCGUCUCCUGUGAAGGACACCAGAUUCACCCAACUUUAGAAACAUCCUGAGAACAAAAGAACAAAAGACCUGGGCUGUGGUGUCAGUCCCAGAGUGUGUGGUGUCUACUUGCCUGGUCUCCACCUCAUCCAGUCUCACCAGGGGAGUGUUUGCAGGUGAAGAUGAACAGUGGAAUUCUCUUCUUCUCCCUCCUUGGCUUCCUGCCACUCGUGAUACCCAUAUGCCCUGUGCCAUGCAAGUGUGCCACCAACAUUAUCGACUGCACAUCAAAAGGCCUAACUGUAGCAAAACUACCAGUUACUUUCCGCUCUUCAGCUGAAAUUAUCCACCUUGGUUACAACAGGCUCACCUCUAUUCCCAAUGGGCUCUUUGACAACCUGAAGAGCCUCCAGGUAGUCUACCUGCAGGGCAACCCUUGGGAAUGCAACUGUGACAUCCUCUACUUGCGCUCCUGGCUCCAGUGGCAGCAGAACCGGACCUUAUACAGGGAUGUGAGAUGCAGCUCCCCAGCUCACCUGCAGGACCGGAUCAUUGCCUAUCUGACAGAAGACGAGAUCAUCUCCACGUGCCAGUACUGGUACUGCAGCCUGGCUCUCCUCUCUCAGCUCUGUCUCUUCAUCUUCCUUUUCCUCCAGGGUAUCUUGGUUAUCUUCAUCAUUGUCUACCUGCAGAAAUUUCGGAGAAUGACCGCUGAAGCCCAGAGCACCACCCGAGAUCUACACCAGCAUGUAGACACCUGGAUAUCUUCUUCAAGAAGCCCCUACAACAGUGAUUAACAUCACAAGACUGAAGACCCUCCUGCCCCUUGGGUGUUGCUGUGCCAA
Nipponia nippon (crested ibis) is the source of this 916-nucleotide messenger RNA. The record is from RefSeq and is a predicted model, not a curated record. NCBI's taxonomy places the organism in Eukaryota, Metazoa, Chordata, Aves, Pelecaniformes, Threskiornithidae.